Molecule: messenger RNA, 501 nt
Organism: Paramecium octaurelia
Lineage: Eukaryota; Ciliophora; Oligohymenophorea; Peniculida; Parameciidae
Source: the annotation of a GenBank genome assembly
AUGCAACCAAUUAAUUAGUUGCUUCUCACAAUAGCAAAAAUUUUAGAAGAAAUUUUAACGGAAACAGAUCCAUUGAGUCUGUAAUAGGCUUCUCCAUUCCAUACCUCACGAACCCCAUCUAUUUCAAUAGAGAAUUACAUUCAGAGGAUUGCAAAAUAUGCACAUUGCAAUAGUGUUUGCUUUGUCUUUGCAUUAAUAUAUCUGGAUAAAAUUUAGGAGAUGCACUAAAAUGUAGUGCUUAAUUCAAAUUGUAUACAUAGGUAUGAAUUUUUAAUUAUGCUUUGAUUUAUGAUAGUGUCGAUAAUGGUGGCAAUAAAGUAUUAUGAUGAUGAGUAUUACAAAAAUGAAUAUUAUGCGAAGGUUGGAGGACUGUCAUUAAAGGAGAUAAAUUAACUGGAGAAGGAAUUCUUGAACAUGCUGAAUUACGAAUUAUUUAUUUAAAAGGAAGUAUUUGAAGUUUAUGAAGAGAGAUUAAAACAAUACGAGAGCAUAGAGAUCUGA